Molecule: messenger RNA, 1791 nt
Organism: Sordaria macrospora k-hell
Lineage: Eukaryota; Fungi; Ascomycota; Sordariomycetes; Sordariales; Sordariaceae
Source: RefSeq, a predicted model, not a curated record
AUGAAGACGCAGGACCAAAUCGAUAACCGGCCGGCACAGGCGUGUCAGGUCGACAUUCCAGAGCAACCAGAUCCUGCUGUUCAAGAAACCUCAUUUGCGGCCGAUGCCUGCGAUGCAUCCUCCGACCUUCAAGUUCUCGACCAUGAGCCAAUCCCAGACGAAGAAUGGCAUAUCCAGAAUGGGCAAUCAUCUGCUCUUGAGGCUCAAUCCAACCAGCAUCAUCAACAUGGCUCCUACACCUAUGGCUCCUUCACCCACACGUUGAGAACAGGUCAUGAUGGCCAUCACAAGUCAACCGCCCGCGCCCUUGCGCCCGACCUACUUCGAGGACUGUUGAUCGUCCUCAUGGCUCUGGACCACAACUCCAUGGCCCUACAAUCAUGGGAUCACGGAACUGCUCCUCACGGCGAGAACGACUCGGUCCCGGUCACCGAAUGGAAUCGCCCCAUUGCUCACAACAUCCGUGUGCUGACCCAUCUCUGCGCCCCGGGCUUCACCUUCCUUCUUGGCAUGGGCAUCGUCUACUUCGGUCGGUCCCGAACCAACCUAGGCUGGUCCACAACCCGGAUGGCCUGGCACUUCUUCACGAGAGCCUUCGUCUUGACCCUGGUCAUGAUCGCCAUCAGCCUGGGCAUCACCUUGGGAGAGACGUGGUUCCUCAACAUCGUCUUGUUUGCCUUGGCUGUUGACUACCUCCUCUCUGGCCUGAUCUGGCUUGUGACUGCCAAGAUGGAGAAGAUGCUCGCCUUCAUCAUCCUCAAGCUGCUCCCGGAGAAGAAGGAAGACUCAGCCACCGAGCCGCUCCUGGCUAACCGCCGGGGCGUCGAAGACAUUGCUCCCGACCGGGCCAUCAUCCGUGCCGCCGACAUCUCCUGGCACGUCCACAAUGUGGUUCUCUCCGCCCUCGCAGUUGUGACCAUCUGGUGGAACAUCAUGCUCAGCCCAACGAACGGCCACUGCGGCGCCGAACCCGUGCAAAAGCUCCCCGACACCAUCUGGGCUCGCAUCUGGUUUUACCGCGUCUUCGAAACCGAGUGGCGCAUCAUCUCCGUCUUUCCCCCCUUGGCCUGGAUCUCGUUCGCCAUCCUCGGUCUCGUAGCCGGCCGCAUCAUUCUCGCCCGCUCAUGGAGCACCAAGGCCAUUACGAUAGGCAACCUCCUCGCCGGCAUCGCCUUUUCCAUCAUCUUCAUCGGCACGCGCUUCCUCAACGCCGGAAAUCUCUCCGAAGGCUGUCUCCACAUGCCCGAGCACGCAAAGCCGGACAGCCCCGAAAACCAAUACCUGGCCUCCUGGCGCUCCUUCAUCUACCUGAUCAAGUACCCGCCCGACGUGGCCUUCUGGGCCUUCACCAUGGCAGGCAACCUCUUUCUCUUUGCCUUCUUCAGCGUCAUUCCUCCCCGCUUGGCUACCAUUGUCUUUGAUCCCCUUUUGGUGUUUGGUACCUCUGCGUUGUUUUUCUUUGUCGGCCAUUUGACGCUGCAGUUCGUGCUGGCUAGGCCCGCGAAGCACUUCUUUGGGCAUGUGCUGGCGCACCCGGAUCCGUGGAACCCCGGCCAGAACGCCGUGGGCGUGGAUAACCUGUGGGUGUUCUUUGGGUUUUGGUUGCUGGUUUUGGCGAUUCUGUAUCCGGCUUCAGCAGAAGGAGUCUGCACCGUACCCACCAAAGCCCUUCUCGCCGAAAGAAUCCUCCACCUCCCUCGCAGCAUCCGCCACCUCCUCAUCGAGAAGUACUACGCCACCCGGGGCAAGCAGAAGGUCCUGCCGACCCAGCCAACAACACCAGCCUCCUAG